AUGAAGACCGUCUGUCCCAGUCGGGCGCCGCGCACUAUCGGCCCUUAUGUCCACGCCAUCGUGCACGGCAACCUCGUCUUCACCACCGCCUGCAUUCCCCUCGACCCCUCGACCAUGAAAAUUGUGGGAGGCGGACCUGAGAACCAACUGCGCCGCAUCUUUGAUAACCUUAAGAUCAUCCUGGAGGAGUCCGGCACCACUUUGGACCGCAUCAUCAAGCAGAACGUCUACCUGACCGAUUUUGAGCAGUUCGAGGCUUUUAAUAAGGUCUCGGCGGAGUAUUUGGGAGAUCAUCGGCCGGCACGGGCGACGAUGAAAGUGAUGGAACUGCCCAAGAAUGCACCGAUGGGGUUGGAUGUGGUGGCUGCUUUGCCGGAAUAA
Messenger RNA from Aspergillus welwitschiae, 381 nucleotides. RefSeq names its product Endoribonuclease L-PSP. The transcript has a single exon. The coding region runs from base 1 to 381 and encodes 126 amino acids. Gene Ontology annotation, molecular function: deaminase activity. Gene Ontology annotation, cellular component: mitochondrion; cytosol. NCBI's taxonomy places the organism in Eukaryota, Fungi, Ascomycota, Eurotiomycetes, Eurotiales, Aspergillaceae. The record is from RefSeq and is a predicted model, not a curated record.